AUGGCAACAUUUGAUUUGUUAGAGGAAUGGAAGAAUUUUAAACUAACCUCAGAAGAAGAGGAAACUGCUAUUGAUGUAGACGCCUCGGCCCCUGCUACUACUGGAUCCAGACUCGAGCAGAUCUUGGUUGGGAAACUCUUUAUUAAGCGACCCAUCACCUGCCCUGUUAUGAAAAACACAAUGAGAACCGCAUGGAAGCUAGAAAAUAAUGCAUUUGAGGUUCAAAGCUUAGGCUACAACUUAUUUCUCUUCUCAUUUGCUCGAGCCCUUGACAGAAACAAGAUCUAUAAAUCUGGGCCAUGGACCUUUGACAGGACGUUGGUCCUGAUUAACAAGCCAGUAGCUUUGAUUCCACCAUCAGAAUUGGAUUUCACAAAACUGCCUAUUUGGGUUCGUUUCUUUGACCUACCAUUAGGUUGUAUAACAAGAGAUAUGGCUAUCCGUCUCGGUAACGCUUUGGGUGGUUUUGAAGAAGCUGAUUGUGAUGAUUUGAAUCCUGAUUGGGGCUCUAAUCUACGAGUCCGUGUAAUGCUUGAUAUCUCUAAACCAUUGAGACGUGGAAUUAAGCUUAAUUUAGAUGGUCCCAUUGGAGGAGCAUGGAUUCCAAUACAAUACGAGCGCUUACCAGACUUUUGCUAUCAUUGCGGACUUAGUUCUUCACGGAAGAAACACCAAUAUGGUUCAUGGCUCAGGUAUCAAGGAACUGUUAAACCCACCAUGCCUCAAAUGAAACAACCUCAGGAGGAUCUCCUCGACAAAUCUGGAAAUAACUCUUUCUCUAGCUCUACUUCACCCGUCGGUGCCGGAUCCCAAGGUGUACAGUCAGCGCCGGCGACGGGUCCAAUUGCAAUUCCGAUGGAAUCACCAGUUACGGAAACUCCAAAGAAAGGGGCGGAGCCAUCUCAGCAAGGAAAAAGUCCCGUUUUGAUUGAUGAGGGUGAGCAAAGAAUUAAUGUGAAGGAGAUUUCCAAUUUGAAUCCUCCCUUGAAAUCAGGAGCACCAUCAAUGCAGCCUUCCUAUUCAGAUUCACUAACUAGGAUGGACCUAAGCCCAGGUUUUUCUGGGAGGUUUACAGGUUUCUAUGGUCACCCGGCUGCUCAUAAACGCCAUUUAACUUGGGAGCUCCUCAGGAGAAUUUCUAAUUUAGAUGCCUCACCUUGGCUUAUUGGAGGUGAUAUGAAUGCAAUCCUAUGGAAUUAUGAAGCCUCAUACACCUCCUCUUAUGAUACCUCUCAGAUUGAGGCUUUCCGGAAUAUCAUGGAUGCUUGCUCACUCACUGACAUGGGUUUUAAAGGAGGGAUAUUCACGUGGUGCAAUAACAGAUUCGCUGGAGACCAACUAUGGAAGAGGCUGGACCGUUUCUUAUGCAAUGAUACUUUUAAUUAUGUUUUCCCAGAUGCUUCGGGGCAUUGGUCUAAUGCAACUCAUAAUUAUUCUUUUUCUGACAGCAUUCAGGCAUCCUCAUCUGCCCUUCGGCAUUGGGGCCGAUCCAAUGUCUGGGAUCUAUUCAAACAGAUUAAAGCACAAAAGGCGGCUAUUAUAGACGCUUACAAUCAGCCUCUUCCGCUAGACUUCACCAUUAUUCAUGCUCUUGAGAAUGAUUUAGCUGGCCUUCUGGAGUUAGAAGAAAUCUUCUGGAAGCAACGCUCGAGGGAAGACUGGCUUAAGUGGGGGAUUGCAAUACUAAAUGCUUUGGAUAUUGAAGCAAUCAUAAAUCUUAUUCCCACACGGAUCACUUCGGAGGUAAAUGAGCAGUUGUUAGCUCCAUAUACUAAGGAGGAAAUUGAGUUGGCUAUCAGGCAAAUGUUCCCAACAAAGGCUCUGGGACCAGAUGGAUUUCCUGCCCUCUUCUACCAAACUUAUUGGCAUGUGGUGGGUCCUAAAACUUUGGAGGCAUGUCUUAAUGCUCUUAAUAAUGGGGAUGAUAUUAAAAAAUGGAAUUCUACAUAUAUUGCUCUUAUUCCCAAGAUUAAGCAACCAAGAUCGAUUUCAGAUUUUCGUCCGAUAAGUCUGUGCAACGUCUCUUAUAAGAUUAUUUCUAAGUCAAUCACUAAUAGACUAAAGAAUGUGAUUGGAUUAGUAAUAUCAGAUGCGCAGUCAGCUUUUGUCCCUUCUCGCGCCAUAUCUGACAAUGUCAUUAUUGGGCAUGAAUGUUUACAUACUAUUAAUAGUUGUAAAUCUGGUUUAAUAGGUAUGGCAGCCCUAAAACUUGAUCUGAGUAAAGCUUUUGAUCGUGUUGAAUGGACCUAUCUAGAGUGCAUAAUGCGGAAAAUGGGAUUUAAUGAAGGAUGGAUUCAGGCCAUUAUCCAAUGUAUUUCAACAGUUCGAUUUUCGAUCCACUUAAAUGGCUCUCCAGGAGGUUGUUUCCAACCCUCCAGGGGUAUCAGACAGGGUGAUCCAUUAUCUCCUUACUUGUUCCUUUUGUGUGCUGAAGGCCUGUCUGCUUUGAUCAACCAUGAAAAUAACUCCGGACGACUUACAGGUAUUCACUUUGAGGAAAAUAACACAUCUAUUACUCAUCUACUUUUCGCAGACGACAGUCUCAUUUUCCUGCGUUCUUUGGAAUCAGAAUGCUUAGCACUAAGGAGACUUUUGGACUCCUAUGGAAGGGCAUCUGGGCAAUGCAUUAAUUUCUCAAAAUCUGCUCUUCUUUUUUCUCCAAAUGUCCACCCUGAGAGGCAACAAUACCUUCAGUGCAUACUAAACGUCAAGUUGGUUUCACAUUUCGGAAAUUAUCUAGGUCUCCCUUCACAUUUUACAAGGAGGAGAGGAGAAUCUCGGAAACUACACUGGAUGAAAUGGGGAAGAAUGUGCUAUCCAAAAGAAUGUGGAGGACUUAAUUUCCGAGAUUUGGAAGGAUUUAAUCAAGCUCUGGUGGCUAAACAUGUCUGGCGCUUCCUUCAACAUCCAAACCUUUUAGUCUCCAAGGUUUUGAAACAUAAAUACUUUAAGGAUACAAGCCUUCUCCAAGCUUCAAAUAAUUCCAAGUCCUCCUACUUUUGGAAAGGUUUUUUGUGGGGCCGUGAUCUUCUAGUGAAAGGCUUAAGGUUGCGUGUGGGAAAUGGAUCUACAAUUAAAGCAUUCUCAGAUCCUUGGCUUCCAAGACCCACCACUUUCAAGCCGUUAAGGUUUAACAAUGGUGCUUUGGAUACCACAGUGGCCAGUUUCAUUACAGCCGAUGGAAAUUGGGAUGUUACAUCUAUUUCACAUUCUUUUUGUAAUGAAGACAGAGAUCUGAUUCUCUCUAUGCCCAUAAGCUCCUACAACUUACAAGAUUCUUGGCUAUGGCACUAUGAUAAGAGAGGAAACUAUAGUGUUCGCAGUGGAUAUAAGUUGUACAUGCAUCUAAAAUGUAAUGCUACUUCUGCUAGUACGAACUAUAGAGGGACGCAAUGGAACUCCAUUUGGAAACUUACUGUUCCUACGAAAAUUAAGAUUUUUAUUUGGCGAUCAGCGCACGAACAUAUUCCAACAGCCCAGAAUCUACUACUAAGAGGAAUCGGAGAGUUACCAGCUUGCACCAUUUGUGGAGAUAGGCGAGAAAGUAUCAUUCAUGCUUUUUUUCACUGUAAGCGAGCGCGUCAGAUUUGGAGGACCCUUUUCCCUUUUCUGACUUGUUUAUCUGCAGAAGACAAUAUCAGUUUUUUGGAGCUAUGGAGCUCUCUCACAGAACAAUUAGAACCAAAAGAUCUAAAUCUAGCGGCUAUUACCGGUUGGGGCAUCUGGAAUGACCGGAACUCUCUCAUCCAUGGGAAACAGGUAUCCCCUGUUGAAUUUAAGUGUGAAUGGUUAACUCCAUUCCUUGAUUCACACUCUCAGGCACAGAUGAGUAACUAUUCACCUCGAACUCAGUCGAAUCAUAGGCCAGUCGUUCAAUAUUGGCGCCCCUCAUCGAGUGUCUCUCUAAAAUUAAACACUGAUGCGGCAUGUAGGGGCGCAUCCACGAGCUUCGGCUGCAUCAUAAGAGAUUCUUCUUGUUCUCUGGUUGCCGCGACUUCAAUUCGUGUUCCAUUUCCGUUGUCGCCUCUUCUUGCAGAAAUCAGAUGCAUCUUGGAGGGUCUGAAAUUUGCAGCUGCUUCAAAUUUCACCCAUUUAGAAGUCGAAUCUGAUUCUUUGCUGGCAAUUCAACUGAUUCGAAAUGAGAUACACACAAGGGGAGAUGAACAAAAUUGGGUGAUGGAGAUUCAAGCCCUAACCUGCUGCUUUGCCUUCAUUUCCUUUUCCCAUUCGUCCCGUCAAUGCAAUCGUGCUGCCCAUGGUUUAGCAAAAUGGGGGAUCACUUCCCCUUCUGCCACAUAUGCUUGGCUGUUUAAUUUCCCUACGUGGCUUUUAGAUCUUGUUCAAAGGGACUUCCCUUCAAAUUUUGCCCAUGUGGCUUAA
Messenger RNA from Momordica charantia (bitter melon), 4380 nucleotides. NCBI's taxonomy places the organism in Eukaryota, Viridiplantae, Streptophyta, Magnoliopsida, Cucurbitales, Cucurbitaceae. The record is from RefSeq and is a predicted model, not a curated record.